This is a messenger RNA of Debaryomyces fabryi, 1332 nucleotides long. RefSeq names its product delta(14)-sterol reductase (gene ERG24). The transcript has a single exon. Lineage: Eukaryota; Fungi; Ascomycota; Pichiomycetes; Serinales; Debaryomycetaceae. The record is from RefSeq and is a predicted model, not a curated record. Gene Ontology annotation, molecular function: Delta14-sterol reductase activity. Gene Ontology annotation, cellular component: endoplasmic reticulum membrane. Gene Ontology annotation, biological process: ergosterol biosynthetic process. Bases 1 to 1332 code for a protein of 443 amino acids.
AUGUCAAGUUUGAAUCCACCUACAGUUCAUCGUGAGUUUUUCGGAGUGCCAGGAUCGUUGGCAAUUACCUUCGGACUUCCGACUGUUAUAACGUUGUUUGCAUUAAUAACCAAUGAAUACUAUUCAGUGCAAGGAUUAUCAUUAGAUCUUAAUGCAAUAUCUAAUCAAGUUCCUUCAAAUGUUGGAGAAUUGAUUGAUUUAUGUUUUGAUUUCAACUGCUGGGCUGCUUACUUAACGUGGUUUUCGGUCUUGGUGAUAUUGGACUUUGUCUUACCUGGUAAGAAGCUUAAAGGUAUCAAGUUGAGAGACGAUAGUCAAUUAGAAUAUAAAAUAAAUGGGUUGCUGAUGUCAGGAUUGUUGAUAACCCUUUUAUUAAGUAGGUUAUUGGUAUCUGAUAACUACUAUUUACCCGAAUUGCAAUUUAUCUAUGACAAUCAAUUGAAGUUAACUUUAGUUACUACAAUUUUUUCUUUCUUGUUGUCAGUCUUUGUUUACGUUUGCUCAUUUAUUCCAUUGGCGAAGGAAAAUAAUGCUGGAACUAAGGAGAGAAUAUUAUCCAUUAAUGGAAAUUCAGGUAAUGUAAUAUACGACUGGUUUAUUGGCAGAGAAUUGAAUCCUCGAAUCGGUUCGUGGGAUAUCAAACUAUUCUGCGAGUUAAGACCGGGCAUGUUAUUAUGGUUUUUGAUUAAUUUAUCAUGCAUGCAUAGCCAAUACCAUAAGCUUCAUAAAAUCACUGAUUCAUUAUUGUUGGUGAAUUUUUUGCAAGCGUUUUACGUUUUCGAUGGUGUGUUGAACGAAGAAGGUGUAUUAUCGAUGAUGGAUAUAACCACUGAUGGGUUUGGGUUCAUGUUAUGUUUUGGCGAUUUGGCCUGGUUACCUUGGUCAUAUUCGUUACAAUCAAGAUAUUUGGCGUUGCCUGAGAAUUCGUUGGAAUUAGGCUAUGUUAAAAUUGCAUUAAUCUUGGCUUUAAGUUUUACUGGUUACUACAUCUUCCAUUCAUCAAACAAACAGAAAUCCGACUUCAGAAUGGGUAAGUUAGAUCACUUAAAUUUGAAGAGCAUCAAAACCAAAACAGGUUCAAAAUUACUUUGCGAUGGAUGGUGGGGCAUAUCUCAACAUACGAAUUACUUUGGUGAUUGGUUAAUUGGCUGGUCUUGGUGUUUGCCUACUGGUUUUCAGACUUUAUUGACAUACUUUUAUGUUAUUUAUUUUGGGGUGUUAUUGGUUCACAGACAGACGAGAGAUGAAGCCAAAUGUAGAUUGAAGUACGGUAAGCAAUGGGAAGAAUACGAAGAAAUUGUUCCCUACAAAAUUGUACCUUAUGUUUACUGA